AUCAUGUCUCUCAGUUUUACGCACAGAUUAAGCGGAAGUCAGGAUUCAGGGAUGAAAAACCACACGGCCAUAACCACAUUCAUCCUCCUAGGACUGACAGAAGACCCACAACUGCAGAUUCUAAUUUUUAUAUUUCUAUUUAUCAGCUACAUGUUGAGCAUAACUGGAAAUCUGACCAUCAUCAUCCUCACAUUAGUGGAUUCCCACCUUAAAACUGCCAUGUACUUUUUUCUCCAAAAUUUCUCCUUCUUGGAAAUCUCAUUCACCUCUUCCUGCAUUCCAAGAUUUCUAUACAGCUUAUCAACAGGUGACAGGACCAUUACCUAUGAUGCUUGCAUAAGUGAAACAUUUUUUAUAGACCUUUUUGUAAUAACCGGUAUUUUCCUCCUAACCACUAUGUCCUAUGAUCGAUAUGUAGCCAUCUGUAAACCCCUGCACUACAUGACCAUCAUGAACCACAGGGUCUGCCAAAGGUUUGUCUUAGGCUGCUGGAUGAUCACUUUGUUGCUUAUAGUCCCACCUCUCAUCCUGGGACUGGAACUGGAAUUCUAUGAUUCUAAUGUCAUUGACCACUUUAUUUGUGAUGUCAAUUCUAUUCUGAAAAUCUCUUCCACAGAUACAUGGUUCCUAGAACAAAUGGUUCUUAUUUGCUCUGUAGUAAUCUUUGUUAUCACUUUCAUAUGUGUGAUUUUGUCCUACAUAUAUAUUAUCAAAACAAUUCUAAGAAUCCCUUCUGCUCAACAAAGGAAAAAGGCUUUUUCUACUUGUUCUUCCCACAUUAUUGUGGCUUCCAUCACUUAUGGCAGCUGCAUCUUUGUCUAUGUCAAACCUUCAGCAAAAGAUGAAAUGAGCACUAAUAAAGGGGUAACAAUACUAACUACAUCCAUUUCUCCCAUGUUAAAUCCAUUUAUUUAUACCCUGAGGAACAAACAAGUCAAGCAAGCCUUUAAUGAUUUAAUCAAAAGAAUUUUUUUCCUCUCAAAGCAUUAG
Molecule: messenger RNA, 990 nt
Organism: Echinops telfairi (small Madagascar hedgehog)
Lineage: Eukaryota; Metazoa; Chordata; Mammalia; Afrosoricida; Tenrecidae
Product: olfactory receptor 6C2-like
Exons: 1
Coding region: 4-990 (328 amino acids)
Biological process (GO): G protein-coupled receptor signaling pathway
Cellular component (GO): membrane
Molecular function (GO): G protein-coupled receptor activity; olfactory receptor activity
Source: RefSeq, a predicted model, not a curated record